AUGCUCGUGUCCACCCUUAUUGCUUCAGCUGGCCUCUUCGGCUCUGCCCUCGGUGGCAUUCUUCCCCGAUCUUUCGGCAUCCCCAAAGGCGACGGCUUCCCUUUCCCAAACGAUGCUCAAGAGAAGCAGAUCGCCCUCCAAGCCCUAGGAAAGUUACCCGGCGCUGCUCCACCCAAGACUCUGGGCGCCGGCUCUACUACCGCUUUCCAACUCAUUGCCUUCAACGAACUCUUCGAGACUGCGUUCUUUAGCUCUCUGCUCCACAAUAUCACUCAAGGCGUGAGAGGAUAUGAGGUGCCAUCAAGUGAGCGCGGAGAGUCUGAGCAGAUUAUCAGGACCAUCUUAGCUCAAGAAAAGCAACAUGCCAUUGGAGCCCUCGCAAUUCUGAAGUCAGCUGGAAAGUUUGCUCCGUCGCCUUGCAAGUACCAGUUCCCAGUGAACAAACUCGAUGACGCCAUCUUCCUUGCAGAAACAUUCACAGCAGUCGUCCUUGGAGCUCUCCAGGAUGCCAACGUCAUCUUCUCCUCAGAAGGCCUUCCCGAGAUUGUCCGCCUUGUCUCAUCUGUCAUUGGCCAAGAGGGUGAACAAAAUGGUUUCUACCGCAUUCACCUCGGCGAGAUCCCCUCUGAGUCUCCAUUCCUGACAACUGUUCCUGCCGCGUUCGCCUGGUCCGCUCUGCAACUGUUUGUUGUGCCUGGCUCAUGCCCGGAGGAUAUCAAGAAUAUUCAACUCCCAAUCUUCCCCUCGCUUCUGGUCAACGGAGGCCCCAUUGCCAAGGUGGCGCCCAAGGAUCAGACGCUCAAAUUUGAGGCGAACUUGAAGGGCUCCAAGGCUGCAAAGAACUACUAUGGCAAACCCGAAAACUUGUACAUCACCUACACUACCGGCCAGCAGCUACCCAUUAGUGUCAAGGCCGAGAAUGUUCGCUGGAAUAAGAACAAGGUCACAUUGGAAGCCAAGUUCCCUUACAAAGAGAAUGUCAUGGCAGGUUUCAGUCACGCUGCCCUCACUACUGGCAAGGGUUUUGCAUCGGCCGAUGCUGUUGUUGGGAAAACUCUCGCAGCGCCUGGUGUUAUCCAGGUCAGGAACGUCAUUUAA
Molecule: messenger RNA, 1098 nt
Organism: Ilyonectria robusta
Lineage: Eukaryota; Fungi; Ascomycota; Sordariomycetes; Hypocreales; Nectriaceae
Exons: 2
Coding region: 1-1098 (365 amino acids)
Source: RefSeq, a predicted model, not a curated record